CCCACGCUCGCGCCCAGGGAGUGGGCGUGGCGUUCACUGACGAACCCUGCCUAGCCUAGGCCGGCCCCUCCAGUUGGGAGCUUCCUUCCUCGGGGCGCAGGGGGACUGUACGAAUCAGGCAGGCAGUAGGCGGUACGCGCUGCACGGGCGUCUGCUUUGUCCUGAUCCCGGGAACAGUCGCCGCGACAUCUAGACGAGCCCGGCCCGGCCCGGCCACUUGGCGCGCUCCGCCUUAAGAAGCGAGUCCAGGAAAAAGCCUGCCUUUGAAGCCCCUCGGUCGGGCCCGGUAGGAGCGAAGCGAGCGGCGGUGGCAAGCCUUGCCAGGAGCGGUGAUGAUUUCGAGCAUUCUUCUUGCGGCAGCUUGUGCCAUCCUGGUGAAUGGAGAGGGGACUGACUUACUCCAGAAUGAAACUCCCAGGAGAGAAAACAGAGACAACUUGACAAAUCUCCAUCUCCACCCAUCCUCAAAAGCUUUGGAACAUAUAGGACAGAGAGACGUUUCGUUAUCCAAAGGAGAUACCUUUAGUGAUCUCCCUCAAGUUGCUUUCAUGUCCAAGCCGCAAGAAUCUGUGACUCCAAAUAACGGAGGGAAGAAAAGGAGAAAAGGAAAGCGAAAGAAAAGAGAUCCCUGCUUGGGGAAAUACAAGGAUUAUUGUAUUCAUGGAAAAUGCAAAUAUAUUAAGGAACUUAAAUCUCCAUCUUGUAUAUGCCAAGAAGACUACCACGGGGAGAGGUGCCAUGCUCUUAGCCUUCCAGUGGAAAACCGCUUUUAUGGUUAUGAUCGUACAACUAUCCUGGCAGUUACAGCAGUGAUUCUGUCAUCCCUGUGUCUUAUCAUCAUUGCAGUAUUAUUGAUGCUGAGAUGUCACAAACAAGGAGUAUAUGAUGUAGAGAAUGAAGAGAAGGUUAAGUUGGGUAUCACUGUCAAUCAAUGAACUGUCCAAGAACUACAAGGUUUAAGCAGUGAAACAAGUUCUACAUUCACAAUUGAAUGGAUAAUACCCUUUCUAGGACCUGCUUAAAGAGGAACUUAUACAAAUGAGAACAACUUUGUUUUCAAGGAGAUAAUGCUUUGUUAAAGAAGCAAAUCAUAUCUCCAAAUUGAAAGAAUUCUCUGUGAGAGAACCACAUUUAUUCGCAGAGGACUUGUUCACAAUGUGGAGCUACACCCAAGAAGAUUUGAAAUUUGUCUUCUUACAAGUGGAAAAUGACUUUGGCAUGAACCAAGCAAACAAUGAACCAGGCAACUGGAUUCUUUACAAAACUGUUACUGAAUACUGCUCUGAAAAACUGUGAAAAACUCUCCUGAAGAGAUCUAGUUUUUGAACUUUAUUUAAUCUGAAAAAUAUUUAACAAGAUGCUUCAUUUUAAGUUAUAUAUUUAUUUUAGAUACAAUAUACAUGUUAUUUAUUUAAGGCUUAAUCCUGUAGUCCUGAAAUCAACAGGACAGACAGGAGUAUUGUGCGGUGUACCACUCUAAUAAAUAACCUUUCUUA
Messenger RNA from Notechis scutatus (mainland tiger snake), 1496 nucleotides. RefSeq names its product heparin binding EGF like growth factor (gene HBEGF). Gene Ontology annotation, biological process: epidermal growth factor receptor signaling pathway; positive regulation of cell population proliferation. NCBI's taxonomy places the organism in Eukaryota, Metazoa, Chordata, Lepidosauria, Squamata, Elapidae. The record is from RefSeq and is a predicted model, not a curated record. Gene Ontology annotation, cellular component: plasma membrane. Gene Ontology annotation, molecular function: growth factor activity; heparin binding; epidermal growth factor receptor binding.